Canariomyces notabilis is the source of this 4092-nucleotide messenger RNA. RefSeq lists its product as uncharacterized. The transcript is spliced from 2 exons. Gene Ontology annotation, cellular component: cell cortex; mitochondrion. Gene Ontology annotation, molecular function: phospholipid binding; tubulin binding. Gene Ontology annotation, biological process: maintenance of protein location in cell cortex; microtubule cytoskeleton organization. The record is from RefSeq and is a predicted model, not a curated record. NCBI's taxonomy places the organism in Eukaryota, Fungi, Ascomycota, Sordariomycetes, Sordariales, Chaetomiaceae. The coding region runs from base 1 to 4092 and encodes 1363 amino acids.
AUGGCCGUGUGGGAGACCGAGGAUGAAUCAACUGGGCCGGUAGCGCUCCCAACACCGGCUGAUACGCCAUACCGUGCGCUCUCCCGCAAUGUGUCACGAAGCUCCCGCAAGUCGCGGAGAUCGGUUACACCUCCCGGAAAGAAAGGCAAAAGCAUUUCUCCACCUCCUCUCCCCGGAGACAAGACUGAGCGGAGCUCCAAGAGGUCUUCUAGAGAUGUCAGCAACGACGAGAGUAUCAGCAUCUUAGAUCCGCGGCGGUUUACGCCGACACUUCAUGCCAGCUUAGUGUCCGAGAUACUGUCGCUGAGACGUGACCAGGAGGAGAAGCUCAAGAUUAUCGAGAGUCUCGAGUCAACAUUGCAUACAGUGCGAGAAGAGACCGAAUCCCUGCAGGCUUCGUUAGUGUCAACUGGAAAGGAGAGCCGGUCAUUAAAACGGCAGCUCUCUCUGCUCGAGGGUGGCACAUCUUCUGCGCUUGGUGAACUGGCGCGGGAGCGUGAUGAGGCAGUCGACUCGGCAGCCGAGGCCAAGAAACGACUAGAAGUGACGCAAAAGAAACUGCGGAGCCAGGAGGAGGACUCAGAGCGUGUGCAUCGACAAUGGGCCAAGGAGAGAGACGAAUGGGAAGAAGAGAAGCGCAAGUUUGAACGCAGAAUCCAUGUCGCUGAGAGCCGGCUGAAGGUCGUUCUUGACGAGGUUGCCGCGUUCCAGGCUGCUGCCCAGGCUAACGGGCCGCAUGCGCUCCAGCAUGGCGUUGAAAGUGAUGCCGAAAAGAACGGCAGAGACGAUGAUGCUGCGAGCAUCAGGACCAUGAGCAUCACUAACAGCAUACGUUUCUCAGCCGCAACCAGUGUCAUCAAACCGAACGGGAAUUCAUUGGCCGACGAGCUCGGCUUUGAUGGCGGCUAUGAUGAGGAGAGCGACUGUGGCGGUCGGGAUAGCGUCCUCUCCCACGGCGGGCACAUGCGGACAAUGAGCCGUGACAGCCUCAUGUUUAGGACGCAUCAGAGACACCAGAGCAAUGACAGCUUGAUGAGGUCCGGUAGCAUUGCUCGUGGGAGGCUGGCAUUCAACCCUUCUGCUCUUGAAAGACUCGAAGAUGGCAUUAUCAAGGAGGACGACGAGCUUCAGCUACCGGCGCCCAAAGUCAGCUAUGUUGACGCCGGGAUGCAGUAUUCACCCCCUCCAUCUCCUCAGCUACCACCCGUGAAGCCUUCAACUCCGGAACCGACUCCGUUCCUUCAGAGAUUUGAAAGACAAUACGACGUUGACAGCCCUCCCCGUGUCGACCUCGAGAUUGAGGCGAACCAGCGAAGGAAGCGGGUGCAUAUCGGUCAGCCACUUGCUAUCAAAACCCCUGGCAUCCAUAGCUUGAUGGUCAAUGGUUCAUCUCAAACAGCCGAAGAGCCGCUGAGUCCUCCAAGAACACCCAGGACGCCGUUCCAAGAGACACCGCCGACUCCGAAAUCCAAGCUCAUGGUUUCCGCAUCCACCCAGACUGAUGACAUCCCGCCGCCACUUCAACCCUCGUUCCUGAUGCCCAUUCCCAGUAUCAGCAUCAUCCCCCCCACAAGCCGUCCAAGUUCGCCUCGCGAGCCGCGCCUACCGCAACUGUGCAAGGAUUUUGGUUGUCAAGUGUCUCUGUUGAGCACGGUACCCACAACUUCCGUGGCCGUCCAAACAGAUGAAAUUCGCGUCGAUAAGAGGUUGGAUCGGCUGCCUGCACACCUGCAUCCCUCAGCCAUUUCGUCCAGGCCGUCCUCACCAGCCACCGCUGGCGCAGAUAUCGCUGCCGACGAAUCUCGGCAGUUCACACCGACUCCGGGGAACGUUCCGCCCCGGAAUCCGCGAAGACUGGCGAAUAAGAGAAGUUUGUCGGAAAUGCCAUCAUCGCCUCCCAUGUCAUCAUCGCUCCUGGAGGGAGAAACACACGAUUCCUACCCGUGGAACAAUGACGACGGCCCGCUAUCGAAUCAGAGAGCGCCAAUGCGACGACCGCCGCGCAUCAGCAGCCUAUUUGCAGGCUUUGACGGAAACAGCUCGGAUGAGGUUGAUGAAUUUGUGGAUGCCGAUGUGAGCGACUCGGAAUAUCGCACUGCCCUCUCCGCACCAAAGCCCAAGUCUGUGACGAGCCGCGGAGGAAAGCGCAAUUCUGGUGGCACCGUAACUUCAUCUGAGAACGCAUUCCCUUCGAAGCUGACUAGCCGCUUAUUGCGGGGUGUUGAUGAGCCCGAAGGCCUUGGUCCUGCCGCUACGUUCCCGGCACGCGAGCCUAAGGAUGCGAGCUUCAUUCACAGAAUGGGAUCGAGGCGCGGCGGGCGGGCCGCGCUGUUUGGUACUAAGUCGAGUGUCAUGCGAAGGGCCGCCAUGAUUCAAAAUGGCAUCGCGACGCAUCAGAGGGUUAGAAGCCCGAGCCUCACGGAUCCGAAGGAACCACCGUUCCCUAUCCCGACACGCGCCAGUUCCAGGAAGCCGCCUCUUAGCGCCAGCGCUCCCAGCGAUGGGCGUACGAGCCCUAGAGGGUCGGAUGCGUGGCCCAGACGAGGCUCCGGUCGAAGCCACUACCGCGCGAAUAGUAUUCGCAAGGUACGUUCUGCCGCAGCUCUUCCUCGGGGGCAAAGAUACCGCCGACGUGCCAGCCGCUCGCCUCCUCCAUUUUCCCCAUCUACCGAAGCACCCGAGAGCCCCGGCUCCGGGCUCCCGCCUCUGCCUAGCAACGAUAUCACGACGCCGCGGACCAGGGAUGGUAGAUACAGAACACACAGAUCCCAGUUGUCCACAACUACGGCGAACACGGCCGAGACUGGUCCUGGAUCCCAGACGGGAGGCGCGAACCAACCUACCACGGUUGUGGAGGCCAUUGCUCAGACCAUGGUUGGCGAAUGGAUGUUCAAGUAUGUGCGGAGGCGGAAGUCGUUUGGCGUCGCGGACGUCAAAGGCGGCGAUGACAGCAGCAAUGAUCGCCAUAAGAGAUGGGUCUGGCUCGCGCCUUAUGAGCGUGCGAUCCUUUGGAGUAGCAAACAACCCGCCUCGGGGAGCGCACUGAUGGGCAAGUCCGGUCGAAAACUGAUGAUCCAAUCGGUGCUAGACGUGAAGGACGACAAUCCUCCCCCGAGAGGCGCCGGUCCACUAUUCAACAGGUCUAUCUUGAUUCUGACGCCACAGCGGGCACUCAAAUUCACUGCCACAAACGCGGAGCGGCAUUAUAUCUGGCUGACGUCGCUGUCAUUCCUAGCUCACUCUAAUCAAGCAAUACCGGAAACCCUGACAGUACCGCAACCCAAACCACCGUUGGAGCAGUAUGAAUUACCAAAGCCCAAGGUCCGAAGGCCGAUACGCGACUCGAUCCGGCUUACCAAGGCCAAAACGGGAGGGCCAAUCAUCAAAUCAGAUCCCGUAAUGCCAGAGCCAUUACCUCCGGAUUCCGUGCCACCGAACAUUCCCGGUCCGGCCUACAGGUCGCCAUUACCCGACGGCAUCAGUCUCCCUACGCAUGCACGGGACAUGUCGCGGGAUGCGGCCGAGCCGCCGCACAUCCCGCGGUUCCACGAACGUGGCAACCCCGUGGCGGCGGUUCACGGGCGCAAGCGAAGCAACACUGGCGGCCAUGUGCCGCCGCCGCUCUCAUUCCGGGGCUUCUCUAGUCCAAUUGGAAACGGCUCGUAUCAUGCACCAUCGAACAGCACAGCGGGCAACAGUGUUGGAACUGCGGGGUCAUCGGAUAUCUACAGCAAUACGGGUGCCAGCGGAAUUACGGGAUCCAGCGCCAUUACUUGGGCGACAGGCCCUGGGUCUAUACGGAGCUCGGAGGCUUCGAGUCGACCCAGCGGGCCGGGAGUGAACCCAAACUUUUUUGAUGCGAUUGGAACUGUACGUAUGGAGGCGUUUAUCAGCCCUCUUUCGUUCAGCCGGUUCGAGGAGGCGCCGUACGAGUACGAUGACUUUAGGCGAGUGACACGGCGGCGGAGCAGGGAGCUACGGCGCCGGACCAGCCGCAGCCGCCAGCGGGACAGCUACCAGAGCAGGGGCACCAGGACGACGGAUGAGAUGGAGGAUUGGUACCUGAGGGACGACCCGUUCAGGGGAUUCUAG